GCGGUUCGUACGGGAGCCACUGGGUUGCACUAAGUCUUGGCCAUCGGACUGUCUUGAAUCAGGACAGAGGACUCGAAAGAGUGUGCUCGUGCUCAUCCAUCUCUUCGAUAAAUCAUGGCGGGUGGCGCGGCUCCAGAAGUUCUGAAGCAGCUGAGCGAUGCUGGACUCAACGGACCGCAGAUCCUUUACAACUUGAGCCCUCCUGAGCUGUAUGAGCAGGCACUGAAGCACGAGAAGGGAUCAUUCAUUACAUCGACGGGAGCCAUCGCCACGCUUUCGGGCGCGAAGACCGGUCGUUCACCCAAGGACAAGCGCGUCGUCAAAGAUGAGACCACCGCACAGGAGCUCUGGUGGGGAGAAGGCUCGCCGAACAUCGAGAUCGACGAUGCAACUUUCCUGGUCAACAGGGAGCGUACGCUGAAUUACCUCAACUCCUUGGAAAAGGUGUUUGUGAACGAUCAGUUCCUUAACUGGGACAAGCAGAACCGCAUCAAGGUCCGCAUCGUCGCAGAGAGGGCUUACCACUCCCUCUUCAUGAGGAACAUGUGCAUUCGGCCGGAGGCGAGCGAGCUGGAGGGGUUCGUCCCAGAUUUCACCAUCUUCAACGCCGGCAAGUUCCCCGCCAACAAGCUGACCAAGUUCAUGACGACCUCCACUAGCGUGARCAUCAACCUGAAGAGGGCRGAGAUGGUCAUCCUGGGCACGCAGUACGCCGGGGAGAUGAAGAAGGGCCUGUUCGGACUGAUGCACUACCUGAUGCCCAAGCGGGGAAUCCUGUCCCUCCAUUCCGGAUGCAACACCUCGCCCGAAGGUCAAGUCUCCGUCUUCUUCGGGCUCUCAGGAACCGGCAAGACAACGCUGUCGGCUGAUCCCCGUCGUCCUCUGAUCGGCGACGACGAGCACUGCUGGAGCGACAGCGGAAUUUCGAACAUUGAGGGAGGAUGCUAUGCCAAGUGCAUUGACCUCUCAGCGGAAAAGGAGCCGGAUAUCUUCCACGCCAUUCGCUUCGGAACAGUGCUGGAGAACGUCGUCUACGAUGAGAAGACCAGAGUCGUCGACUAUGCCGACAAGUCGAUCACAGAGAAUACGAGGGCGUCGUACCCGAUCGAGCACAUUGCCAAUGCCAAGAUCCCAUGCGUGGGACCCCAUCCCAAGAACGUCAUUCUUUUGACGUGCGAUGCCUUUGGAGUGCUGCCACCCGUCAGCAAGCUCACCGAUGCCCAAGCCAUGUACCACUUCAUCAGCGGCUACACGGCUCUGGUUGCGGGAACUGAGGUGGGGAUCAAGGAGCCCAAGGCCACGUUCUCGGCUUGCUUCGGCGCCGCGUUCAUCAUGUACCACCCGACCAAGUACGCUGCCAUGUUGGCCGAGAAGAUGAAGCAGUACGGGGCCACCGCAUGGCUCGUCAACACCGGAUGGGUCGGAGGCAGCUAUGGCGUUGGCUCCCGAAUGAAGCUCGCACAGACGAGGAAGAUUAUUGACGCUAUCCACGACGGUUCGCUCGAGGUUGCCAACUUCUCCACGACUCCCAUUUUCAACCUUCAAGUCCCCGACAAAGUCAGCGGUGUCCCCGACGAGGUUCUGCGACCAAGGGAAAUGUGGGCGGACAAGGCUGCGUACGACGAGACCCUGAAGAAGUUGGCAGGGCUGUUCAAGCUGUACGAGCAGGCACUGAAGCACGAGAAGGGAUCAUUCAUUACAUCGGCGGGAGCCAUCGCCACGCUUUCGGGCGCGAAGACCGGUCGUUCACCCAAGGACAAGCGCGUCGUCAAGGAUGAGACCACCGCACAGGAGCUCUGGUGGGGAGAAGGCUCGCCGAAUAUCGAGAUCGACGAUGCCACUUUCCUGGUCAACAGGGAGCGUACGCUGAAUUACCUCAACUCCUUGGAAAAGGUGUUUGUGAACGAUCAGUUCCUUAACUGGGACAAGCAGAACCGCAUCAAGGUCCGCAUCGUCGCAGAGAGGGCGUACCACUCCCUCUUCAUGAGGAACAUGUGCAUUCGGCCGGAGGCGAGCGAGCUGGAGGGGUUCGUCCCAGAUUUCACCAUCUUCAACGCCGGCAAGUUCCCCGCCAACAAGCUGACCAAGUUCAUGACGACCUCCACUAGCGUGAACAUCAACCUGAAGAGGGCGGAGAUGGUCAUCCUGGGCACGCAGUACGCCGGGGAGAUGAAGAAGGGCCUGUUCGGACUGAUGCACUACCUGAUGCCCAAGCGGGGAAUCCUGUCCCUCCAUUCCGGAUGCAACACCUCGCCCGACGGUCAAGUCUCCGUCUUCUUCGGGCUCUCAGGAACCGGCAAGACAACGCCGUCGGCCGACCCCCGUCGUCCUCUGAUCGGCGACGACGAGCACUGCUGGAGCGACAGCGGAAUUUCCAACAUCGAGGGAGGCUGCUAUGCCAAGUGCAUUGACCUCUCAGCGGAAAAGGAGCCAGAUAUCUUCCACGCCAUCCGCUUCGGAACAGUGCUGGAGAACGUCGUCUACGAUGAGAAGACCAGAGUCGUCGACUAUGCCGACAAGUCGAUCACAGAGAAUACGAGGGCGUCCUACCCGAUCGAGCACAUUGCCAAUGCCAAGAUCCCAUGCGUGGGACCCCAUCCCAAGAACGUCAUUCUUUUGACGUGCGAUGCCUUUGGAGUGCUGCCACCCGUCAGCAAGCUCACGGAUGCCCAAGCCAUGUACCACUUCAUCAGCGGCUACACGGCUCUGGUUGCGGGAACUGAGGUGGGGAUCAAGGAGCCCAAGGCCACGUUCUCGGCUUGCUUCGGCGCCGCGUUCAUCAUGUACCACCCGACCAAGUACGCUGCCAUGUUGGCCGAGAAGAUGAAGCAGUACGGGGCCACAGCAUGGCUCGUUAACACCGGAUGGGUCGGAGGCAGGACAGAGGACUCGAAAGAGUGUGCUCGUGCUCAUCCAUCUGUUCGAUCAAUCAUGGCGGGUGGCGCGGCUCCAGAAGUUUUGAAGCAGCUGAGCGAUGCUGGACUCAACGGACCGCAGAUCCUUUACAACUUGAGCCCUCCUGAGCUGUACGAGCAGGCACUGACGCACGAGAAGGGAUCAUUCAUUACAUCGACGGGAGCCAUCGCCACGCUUUCGGGCGCGAAGACCGGUCGUUCACCCAAGGACAAGCGCGUCGUCAAGGAUGAGACCACCGCUCAGGAGCUCUGGUGGGGAGAAGGCUCGCCGAACAUCGAGAUCGACGAUGCCACUUUCCUGGUCAACAGGGAGCGUACGCUGAAUUACCUCAACUCCUUGGAAAAGGUGUUUGUGAACGAUCAGUUUCUUAACUGGGACAAGCAGAACCGCAUCAAGGUCCGCAUCGUCGCAGAGAGGGCGUACCACUCCCUCUUCAUGAGGAACAUGUGCAUUCGGCCGGAGGCGAGCGAGCUGGAGGGGUUCGUCCCAGAUUUCACCAUCUUCAACGCCGGCAAGUUCCCCGCCAACAAGCUGACCAAGUUCAUGACGACCUCCACUAGCGUGAACAUCAACCUGAAGAGGGCGGAGAUGGUCAUCCUGGGCACGCAGUACGCCGGGGAGAUGAAGAAGGGCCUGUUCGGACUGAUGCACUACCUGAUGCCCAAGCGGGGGAUCCUGUCCCUCCAUUCCGGAUGCAACACCUCGCCCGACGGUCAAGUCUCCGUCUUCUUCGGGCUCUCAGGAACCGGCAAGACAACGCUGUCGGCCGACACCCGUCGUCCUCUGAUCGGAGACGACGAGCACUGCUGGAGCGACAGCGGAAUUUCCAACAUCGAGGGAGGCUGCUAUGCCAAGUGCAUUGACCUCUCAGCGGAAAAGGAGCCGGAUAUCUUCCACGCCAUCCGCUUCGGAACAGUGCUGGAGAACGUCGUCUACGAYGAGAAGACCAGAGUCGUCGACUAUGCCGACAAGUCGAUCACAGAGAAUACGAGGGCGUCCUACCCGAUCGAGCACAUUGCCAAUGCCAAGAUCCCAUGCGUGGGACCCCAUCCCAAGAACGUCAUUCUUUUGACGUGCGAUGCCUUUGGAGUGCUGCCACCCGUCAGCAAGCUCACCGAUGCCCAAGCCAUGUACCACUUCAUCAGCGGCUACACGGCUCUGGUUGCGGGAACCGAGGUGGGGAUUAAGGAGCCCAAGGCCACGUUCUCGGCUUGCUUCGGCGCCGCGUUCAUCAUGUACCACCCGACCAAGUACGCUGCCAUGUUGGCCGAGAAGAUGAAGCAGUACGGGGCCACCGCAUGGCUCGUCAACACCGGAUGGGUUGGAGGCAGCUAUGGCGUUGGCUCCCGAAUGAAGCUCUCACAGACAAGGAAGAUUAUUGACGCAAUCCACGACGGUUCGCUCGAGGUUGCCAACUUCUCCACGACUCCCAUUUUCAACCUUCAAGUCCCGGACAAAGUCAGCGGUGUUCCCGACGAGGUUCUGCGACCAAGGGAAAUGUGGGCGGACAAGGCUGCGUACGACGAGACGUUGAAGAAGUUGGCAGGGCUGUUCAGUAACAACUUCAAGAAAUUCACCACACAUAGUGUGGGCGGCGACGAUGAGCUCACCAAGCGCAUCCUGGCUGCUGGCCCUCAGCUGUAGUUCCGAUUCAGAACCUCUUUUUGGGCGUCUCCUGUCGUCAUAUUCAUUGGGCUCCGUCGCAAUAACUGCUGCCAUCCAACACAUUCAGAUUUCGGCACAGGCUAGCUAUCACGUGACUCAAGCCGUCUAGGAUUAUCCAUUUUGUUUGUCUGCAUGUCUGUAGUAGUACCUAUCACAGCCAUCCACUGCUCUAGUCAAAGCGAGACCUCCACUGCGGUGGGAGUGAAAGGGAUUAUUUCUCCCCCUAGGGAGUGGACAUUCCUUUUCUGCUGUCUCCUGCUUUAGGCAGUUGCUUACAGCGUUUGGACUCUGGAGCAAUCUCCUUGGCCUUUGGCUUUUCGGGAAAGAAGGAAGGAAGGUGUGAAACCGCUGAAGUAGUCGGCGGCAGAUUCUUCUCGAUGAGGUAGGAAAGGAAAAGCAACAUCUUUUUGAAGGCGUCAGAUUAGACUUCGGGUCAGGGAGGGAGAUACUUUGACUCUUUGAGGCACAUGACUAUGAUGAUUGCCUUAGCUUGAAAAUUUGAUUUUGACCUCGAUAUACUUGUGAGCAGCCAACUUCG
Chara braunii is the source of this 5119-nucleotide messenger RNA. NCBI's taxonomy places the organism in Eukaryota, Viridiplantae, Streptophyta, Charophyceae, Charales, Characeae. The record is from the annotation of a GenBank genome assembly.